AAAAAAAAAAAAAAGAACUAGGAAAGAAAAAUAAAACUAACUCACACGCUCCACAAUCCACAGUUCACAUUGUUGCUUUGGAGGCCACUCUUCCAUUCCAUGAGUGCAAAUUACAAAUGUUUAGGUUUCAGUUGGUAAGGACAGUAAAUGGCGGGAAACCCAGAAAACAUGUGCCAUGGUUGACAGCGAAGGUGAACUUGGUUUUGACCCUUAUUCCAUUGAGUUUUCUUCCUGUACUCUCUCUUCCAAGUCUAUGGUCGCCCUCUUUCAGAUUCUUCGCCACGCUUCUAUCUCCCCCAAAACUCUCUUGCUUAACAGCUAAACGAUCCGUGAACAACUUUCCUUUACACUAUGCAAAUGCAAGCAAUCCCAUAGGAACCGAAUGUCUUCGUCUGAUAAGGCUUUGCCGAAACGUAGAGGACUUGAAGCCUAUGAUGUCAGUUCUAAUCGUGAAGGGUCUAGUUGAGCACGAGUUUAUCAUAGGAGAAUUCCUUAGGACUUGCUUUCAUCUGGGCGCUCCAGAUUUAGCUCUCUCUUUAUUCCGACGAAUUGAAAAGCCGAGCUUGGUCUUGCAGAAUUUGAUGAUCAGGUGUCUAUGCAAUAAUUGUCUAUAUAAAGAAGUCUUAUUUCUCUAUCUCAGUUGUUGGGUUUCAGGUUGCCCUUCUGAUGAUUACACUUUUCCAUUUGUCAUCAAGGCGUGUUCGGCUCUGAAUGCAUUAUGGACAGGAAAGGAGGUUCAUUGUGUUGUUUUGAGAACUGGGUUUGAGCAAAAUUUAGUUAUACAGACUGCUUUGAUUGAUUUGUAUGCGAAGUCUGGUUCUAUGGGGAACGCGUGUAAGCUGAUUGAUAGAAUUCCACAACCAGACUUGGUUUGUUGGAAUGCAUUGAUUGCUGGUUAUUCUUCAAAUGGGUUUGAUCAGGAAGCCUUGGAGGUUUUCAGUCAGAUUCUUGUGAUGGGUUUGAAGCCCAAUGUCAGCACUUUUGCCAGCGUAAUUCCUGUCUGCUCUCGUUUGGGAUGUUUAAAUAUUGGUAAAUGUCUUCAUGGAUUUGCUGUCAAAUCUGGAUAUUUUUCAAAUAAUUUUUUGGUGCCUGCUUUAAUUUCAAUGUAUGCUAUUGACAUGGAUUUAUCGGCUGCUAGAAGUUUGUUUGAUUUUAUUCUGGAAAAGAAUGUUACUAUUUGGAAUGCUAUGAUAUCUUCAUAUACACAGAGGCAAAACAAUUUUGAAGCCUUUGAGAUGUUCCGGCAAAUGAUCCGUGCUGGCUUGCAGCCUAAUUUGGUCACUUUUGUGUCCAUCAUCCCAUCAUGUGAGGACUCCAAUAGCCUUUGGUUUGGUGAAUCCCUUCAUGCAUGUGUUAUAAAGCAUGGGUCAGGGUAUCAACUUCCCGUGUUAAUAGCACUUGUAUCUAUGUAUUCAAAGCUUGGAGAUGUCAAUUCAGCAUACAUACUUUUUGAUCAGAUGUCCAAUAGAAAUCUCCUGUCAUGGAAUUCUAUGGUUUCUGGGUACGUGCAUAAUGGGCAAUGGUAUGCAAGUUUGGCCACAUUUCGUGAAAUGCAGUUUGCUAGAUGCAAUCCAGAUGCAGUCUCCAUUGUUAGUGUUCUUUCUGCCUGCUCCAAGCUACAGGCUGUUUUGCUGGGCAAGUCUGCCCAUGCGUUUAGUGUUAGAAAGCAACUUGCCCCAGACCUUAAGGUGACAAACGCACUAUUGGCCUUUUAUUCUGAUUGUCAUCAGCUCUCCUCUUCUGUUCAGUUAUUUAACAUGAUGGCUCUAAGAAAUGCUGUAUCAUGGAAUACUUUGAUAUCUGGAUAUGUACACAAUGGUGAUGUAGAGAAGGCUACUGCUCUUCUUCACCAGAUGCAUAAAGGUGGCAUGGAGUUGGAUUUGGUUACCCUGAUAAGUAUUCUUCCUGUUUUUAGUGAGAGAAAAGAUUUGUUGCAAGGAAUGGCUAUUCAUGGUUUUGCUAUAAAAACUGGGAUUGCCUCUGAUGUUUCUUUACUAAAUGCCCUCAUUAGCAUGUAUUGCUACUGCAGAGAUCUUGAAGCUGGGAGGUCACUUUUUGAAGUCACGCCUCAAAGAAAUGUUGUGUCUUGGAAUGCUCUAAUUACUGGCUGCCGAUAUCACAACUUACAGAAUGAGGUUUUGGUCUUAUUUAGUCAUAUGAUAAGAGAAGAUCAGAGGCCAAAUUUCAUAACCUUGCUAAAUAUAUUACCUCUUUGCCGCACACAGUUGCAGGGUAAGUCUAUACAUGCUUUUGCGGUUAGAACAGGAGUUGUAAAAGAAACCCCUCUUGUUUCAUCUCUUAUAUUCAUGUAUGCCAGAUUUGAAAAUAUAAAUUUAUGUCUAUUGGUAUUCCAAAUGGGGAAAAAGGGGGAUAUUUCUUUGUGGAAUGCUAUUAUGUCUGUACAUGUUCAAACAAAAAAUGCCAUAAAAGCAGUUGCAUUCUUCUGUGAUUUGCUUCAACUGGGACUGCAGCCUGACAAAAUUACAGUUCUGAGUUUAAUUUCCGCUUGUGUUCAAAUAAAUAACAUCAAUCUUACUCAUUCUGUACUGGCUUACCUAAUACGCAUGGGCUUUGACAGAUACGUGGUCAUCUGUAAUGCAUUAAUAGAUUUGUAUGCAAGAUGUGGCUACAUUUUAAAAGCAGAGAAACUGUUUGAUGGGUUGGUUGAAAAGGAUGCUAUAUCUUGGAGUGUAAUGAUAAAUGGGUAUGGGUUGCAUGGGGAUGGUGAAGCUGCCCUAGACCUUUUGUCCCAGAUGGAACUUUCAGGGAUGAGACCUGAUGAUGUUAUUUAUUUGAAUAUUUUAUCAGCUUGCAGCCAUUCUGGCUUAGUUGAGCAAGGCCGCAUGGCAUUCAACUCUAUGCUAGAAUACGGAAUAGCACCAAAAAUGGAGCACUAUUCUUGCAUGGUUGACCUUCUUGGGAGAACAGAUCACUUGAAUGAAGCGUAUGAAAUUGUUAAAGGACUGCCUUGUAAACCUUCUGUAAGCCUGCUUGAGUCUUUGUUGGGUGCUUGCAGAAUCCAUGGUAAUGUUGAACUUGGAGAGAAAAUUGGUGGGAUGCUCUUAGAAAUGGACCCAGAAAAUUCCAGAUCAUAUGUGAUACUUUACAAUAUUUAUGCAGCAGUUGGAAGGUGGACAGAUGCCAAAAGAGUGAGGUCUGAUAUGGAACGAAGAAAGUUGAGAAAACUGCAUGGAUUUAGUCUAAUUGUGGGAAAUGGACUUCCAAGAUGAGGCAUUGUCCUGAAUUAUGUUGUGGGUUGAUUAAGCUGGAAAGAUUCAUGCACAAUAUCACGAAGUGAUAUGAUACAGAAGCUCCAAGAAAUCUUGUAGCUCAUAGUGGUCCAAUGUUGCUAGCAACAGGUUCAGUACAAAGGGAGACGCCAUAUCUAUAAUGUUUUGUUGGUCAGCUAAAUCCCAAAUUGGGUCUCCAAUACCAAUUAAGUUGGGUAUCUGGUCAGAGAACCCAGAUAUGUAGGAUUCUCUUGAUCCCGAUUUACUGUUGGUUCCUCAAAUGGAAACACUUGUAUCAGUGUCAUGAUGUGAAGGCUCACUAGAUGAGUUCUUGCCUGCCCAGAAGUGGUCAAUAUCAUGGAGUGUGGGCUUAAGUAUAACAUACCAGCCAUAUGAGUCUCACUAAAUGGCAGUUGAAUUGUUUUGCAAGACACGGGAGAAUGAAAAUAGCAAAAAAUCUACAUAUAUGAUAAUGGACUGGAGUGACCGAAGGAAAAGAAAAAAUGAAGUGAUGUCUUUGUUCACGUAGAGUUUGUGGUCUCAAUGUAGUGCAGGAGUCAAAUUAUGCUAUUGCUAACAAACCAAAGCAGCCAUGGUUUUAUAGUUUGACAUUUCUAAGGACAUGCAUUUGGAAAUGAUGGACAUUCAGCCAACUCAGCAGCAACGUCAUUGUUUUAAAAGGCUUUGGGAACGUCUCAUUACAAGCAAGCGUCUGGACUUGGACAGGGGAUGUUUCAUAACAUGUCCUUGUCAUCUCAUCUGCUGUAGCAAUAGUUGUUAUGGAUAGAUGUGGAUUCUUCUUGAUAUAGCCCAACUACUCCAAAUGAGCCCAGCAAUAGUGAGCCAACUACAAACACUCCUUCGGGUUCAGUUUCAUCCACCCCACAACUGCAGAUUUAAAACAACAUAAAUGAUAUGUGUGGCAAUGGUGGUGAUCCUUUCUUGAAGGACAUGGUUGAGAGUAUGAAGAGGAAAUAUGACUAGUAUUGGGAAAGUAUAAAUAAAAGUAAUUUAAUGUUGUUUGUGGUUGUUGUACUUGAUCCUUUUUUUUAUUUUUUUUAUUUUUUUAAUAGGAAUUGUGCUUGAUCCUUGAUAAAGUGAAGUGUGUAAAGUUUUUGUUUAGGCAGUGUGGUAUGAUAAGGAACUGGCAAAUGAGAUGUUAGCCAAGGUGUGGGGUGUUAUACAUAGAUUGUAUAGGCAUUACACAAUUGGGUCCUCAAGCAAGGGCGUAACUGCGCAGCCAAAUUUGGCAGAUCCAUUGUAGGAAAAUUUUAAUAUAUAGACAGAGUAAAGGGUGA
Messenger RNA from Quercus lobata, 4528 nucleotides. RefSeq names its product pentatricopeptide repeat-containing protein At5g39350-like. NCBI's taxonomy places the organism in Eukaryota, Viridiplantae, Streptophyta, Magnoliopsida, Fagales, Fagaceae. The transcript is spliced from 3 exons. Gene Ontology annotation, biological process: RNA modification. The record is from RefSeq and is a predicted model, not a curated record. Bases 117 to 3230 code for a protein of 1037 amino acids. Gene Ontology annotation, molecular function: protein binding; RNA binding.